GCUGGAUGUUGCUGAAGACGAUCAAGAGUCGAAUUCGAGUGCGAGUCUUUGGUGCUAGAGCGGGAGGGUGGGCGAUCCGAGUGCCAGAUGUGGACGAGAGAAGCAGCGGAAUCGAUGGCUGCAGAUUCGGGGCCAGUGGGCAGAGGCGGCUCGAGUCUUCCGACGGGAGGAUUGAGGAGGGACACGAAGAGCUCUGAGUGAUGUGAUGCCAUUCUGGUAGAGAAAAAGAAGGGAUUCUGCUCUUGGGAUCGCGCGAGGUCCCUGGGGCCAGCAAGCGCCCAGCUUGCCGAGCGGGCUCUCUGACGUCGAAGGUGCUGCCGCCUCUGUGUGUUUAUCUCUGUGUCUCUGUGUUCUAGGCGGUUGUUGGCGGAGGGACGAGGGAGAGGAGUGGCGUUAUGUCUGUCUGCUUGACAAGUUGGUACUCUUUGUGGGUCAUAAGUUGGGAUUUCCUUCCGCCCGUGGCACUGUUUCUGUCGGCGUGAGAAGAGCAAGUUUUCCAGCUCAAGAGCCGUGAGAAAGAGCCGGGGUGGCCUGUUGUAUUUCCCGAGGAGAUGAAUGUACAAACUGCAUAAAAACUGCAUCUCCUUGAUGCUCCGGAAUGAUGAGGACAUGGACUGGAUUUCGAAUCGGGAACGGACUGAACACCGGAAGAAUCCUCUCCGGUUGUCACUACAUCCCCAUCAGAGACCAUGAGUCACCUCGUUCCCGACUGGGAUGGUAACGGUGGAGACUUAGAAGCUGUUUUACCCACAAGCGAUUUCUCACUGCCGGUUAAGGGAAAGUGGGACUCAUUGCCCCAUAAAAGGUCGCACUUGUCUGGUUUGGCCUUCGUGCCAACCCACGAUGCUGGCGAAACUGAGUGGGCAGAGGAAAGUCAUAUUGUAGCUAUGCAGAACCAAAGCGGGAAGGGCAACAAGGCUAUGUGGCAGCAGAUGAAUUUCCAGAAUGGGUGGUCGAGUGUGCCAGAGUCUGAGGAUGCCGUUACUCCUGUGAAGCCCAUCAGCUCGUCGUCUCCGGGGAAGGAGCCGGUUCUUGUCAAUGAGCCCGCGGUCGACACGCACCACUCCAGUGCCCUCAACAUGCAGGAAGACGAGAUGGUGUGCUGGCUGCAGUAUCCGUUGGACGAACACCUCGAAAGAGACUACUGUUCCGAGUUCUUCGGCGAGCUGCCCAACUCCAACAUAUCGAACAUGCAGCUGAUGAAGGAUUCAUUCGCAGGGCAAAAUCAAGUAGCGGGGCGCAACAACAGGAAUCCAGGUCCCGUUAACGUAGGGAGUAACAGCAGAAUGUCUAGUGCGGAUGCGGCGAUGGCCAUGGGAGCGGGGCGAGCUGCCGGUUUGUUGCCUCAGACAGGGGUGGAGGUUUUUACCAAAGUUCGGACCACUUUGCAACCCUACGGAGGAAAGUGGUCCCCAAAUCAGAACAACGCCGGGAAAACGCUGGGAGCGAUGACCUCGACCCUGGCUCCGAGCCCGUCAAGAUCCCCGCCGAUGUCUGGGAACUUGUCGACCCCCAUGCUCCCCCCGAAGUCUCAGGGACUCAGCUUCCAGCCUCCCAGAACCUCAGGCCCGAUGAAUUUCUCGCAUUUCUCUCGCCCUGCGGCUGUGAUGAAGGCCAAUCUCCAGUGCCUAGGAAUGUCUCACGUGGCCCCUCCGCACGGGAGCGGGACGAACGUCCGGCUCAAGAGCCAACCCUACAGCGGGAAGCCACCCGUCGACGCAAGCACGUCGACGGGGUCCUCCAUUGCAGAGUCAACCACCACGAGGCAACGCAGCGGCGCUUUCCGCAAGGAUACCGAAUGCCAAGUCGAAGGUUCCGAAGCUCAACAGAGUCUAGGAACCGAAUCGAGCUGGCCUUCGAUGCAGAAUUCGCUGUCGGGCAAGGACACCGACGCUGUCAAUUCCUCCGUGGAUGGUGUGGACUGCGAUUCGAAGCCCGGUAUAGCGGAUGUGGACAAUUGCAGGAAUUCUAGCAUCACAGGUAGUGGCGGUUUAGGAACUGAAAAGCAUCAGUCUCAAGGAGCAGAAGUGCAGGAAGCUCCCGAACCCACCAUUACCUCGUCUUCUGGUGGGUCCGGUAAUAGUGCAGAUAGAGGGAAAGAGGCCGCAUCUAGUGGCAAGAGAAGAACCAGGGAAGGAGAGGAGUCCGAGUGCCAGAGCGAAGUGAGUAACUUGUUGCAACCCCAAGGGAGUCAAGUUGGUGCAGUAGCCCACAGGCAAGAUGGCGAGGACGAGAUGGCCCAGCAAAAGAAACCUCAACAGAGAGGCUCCACCACUAAGAGGAGCAGGGCCGCGGAAGUCCACAACCUUUCCGAGCGAAGGCGAAGAGAUCGUAUCAACGAGAAGAUGAAAGCUCUGCAAGAGCUGAUCCCCAAUUCCAACAAGACGGACAAAGCAUCGAUGCUGGAUGAAGCGAUCGAGUACUUGAAGAUGCUCCAGUUGCAACUGCAGAUGAUGUCCAUGAGAAGUGGAAUGAGCAUCCCCUCUAUGGUGAUGCCGGCGGGAAUGCAACACCUUCAAAUCCCGCAAUUGCCCCAAAUGGGCCCAAUGCCUCCCAUGGGAAUGGGAAUGGGCAUGGGUAUGGGCAUGGGCCCGAUGGGAAUGGGAAUGAGUAUGAUGGACAUGGGAGGCGGAGCUCCCGGUCGACCGAUGAUACCCCUUCCGUCUCACAGUGGGCCUUCUCACUCUCACAACGUAUCUGCAACCUCACCAGCUGUUUCUAUGGUAGACACUCAUGACCACCGCCUGCAAAACCCGAGCGUCAUGGAGUCACUGAACGUCUUCAUGGCGCAACACCGGCAAAUGCAAAUGGCUCCUCAGCCGAUGAGUAUGGAUGCAUUCAGUGCAUUCAUGAUUCAUCAGCACCAGCAGCAACACCAGCAGCAGCAUCAACAACAUCAGCUCCAACACCAACACCAGCAUUCGCUCCAUCAUCUUCCGAGCAGCAUGGGCGGUGGAGCCCCCCAAUGAAGAGCGGGCCAAAUUCUCGGUGGAUCUUGAUUUCCACGCUUGCUUUCCAUUUGUCAUGCCAUUUCGCAUUGGAGGCCAGCGAUCUGUCAACAACUAUCUGCUGUUCCGCUCUCGGAGAGCGUAAUAUACUCAGCUGCAGGCGUGGCUGUGAGUCUGACAGCCAUCGUCGGGCAUCAGGACACGAUACAGCUGAAGGUGAAGGCGAAGGCCGAUGGAGGUGUGGUCCGGUGCAUCAUUGGUUUCCACCUCUUAGUUUUGUAGUCUAGUUGGGGGAUAUGUAAACAUCAUGAUCUCAGGUUGGAAAGUAUGAUUCUACUAGGACCGGAUCUUGUGUAGGUGCCUUCAACCAGGCCGCAGCAGUGUUGAAGGCGUGUAUUAGAACGCAGAAUUGGAUGAUAUGUAUCAAGAAGGUCCUCGCUGCCCUCGCAUUAGCGGCGUGCUGCGGUGCCAUGCGGGGCCAGGGUCAGGGCCAGGGCGUUUCGCCUCUGUACUUUUAUCAGCAAGCAUAAUUGCAUCUUCUAACUAGCCUUAGCGAGGCGAGGUUUUGAGGAUUAGUAGUUUUAGAAGAAGGAAGUGUCCGUAGUGCUGUCAUUCCAGGGCCGGACCUUCUUCAAUUGUUGCGGAUCGGGAUACUAUGGCGCCGAAGUUUGCGCUCCGGCUUACGCUGUUCUCGUUGUGGAUUUGGAGGGAACUCGUGUUGCCGGAAGCAGAUUUCUAGUCGAAAGCCUGCCGCCCGAAAUGUGCCAUGUUUAAUUGUCGAUAAGGUUCAAGUUAAAUGUUGGAUUACAUUCAUUGUUCUCCGUUGGCUCAAGGCGAGCCACUUGUAAAAAGAAAUGCCAAGUUUACCAACUUGAGACUCCUUGCACGC
Marchantia polymorpha subsp. ruderalis is the source of this 3837-nucleotide messenger RNA. The record is from the annotation of a GenBank genome assembly. Lineage: Eukaryota; Viridiplantae; Streptophyta; Marchantiopsida; Marchantiales; Marchantiaceae.